Coccinella septempunctata (seven-spotted ladybird) is the source of this 1622-nucleotide messenger RNA. RefSeq names its product hypoxia-inducible factor 1-alpha inhibitor-like. Gene Ontology annotation, molecular function: ankyrin repeat binding; peptidyl-histidine dioxygenase activity; [protein]-asparagine 3-dioxygenase activity. The coding region runs from base 367 to 1380 and encodes 337 amino acids. Lineage: Eukaryota; Metazoa; Arthropoda; Insecta; Coleoptera; Coccinellidae. The record is from RefSeq and is a predicted model, not a curated record. Gene Ontology annotation, biological process: peptidyl-aspartic acid hydroxylation; negative regulation of Notch signaling pathway. Gene Ontology annotation, cellular component: cytoplasm; nucleus. The transcript has 5 exons.
AUUUUUGACGUGUGGUGUAUGCCAUUAUCAAAACAGCAACAAAGUCCCAUUUGACGAAGCCUAUAAUUAAGCCCAAUUAUUACGAAAAUGUAUUCAUAUUUUUCAUUCACGAUAAAACUAUGGAAAAUUCAAUCCAAAUGGAAAUGACACUCGAUUUCCAACAUUCAAGUCAAUGUUUACAUCUGUUUACGACAUACGUGACUUGCUAUGUUAUUCGAGGGGGUAAAACACUCUCGUUCGAAUAAAUAUUAAGAAAGUUUAUAUUUAGAGAAUGUGUGAAAUGUAGGAUUUCCCUGCAUUAAAUAGCUUCUUCUCGGCCUAGAAGAAAUUCAACUCGAUUUCAAAGUUAUUUAGGUUAGAUCCAAAAUGGCAAGUACCUCGACUGAAGGGAAAAAACCGUGGGAUGAAAACAAUUUAAGGAAGUAUUGUUUGAAUUUUGGAGAUGUACCCAGGUAUCAAUUCGACGAUCCAAGAGUAGACGAAUGUAUACGUUCAAAUAAGCCAGUGGUAAUAUUGGGAACAAAUUUAGUAAAGCCAGCUGUCGAAAAAUGGAAUUUAGCAUAUAUGGAAGAGAAUAUGGGCGCAGCCUUGAAUACUGUAUAUUUUUCCAAGACCCACAAAUUCAAAUAUUUCGAUGAGAAUAAGAUGCUCAGCCAAACUAAUCCUAAAGGGGUACAGUUCACACCACCUAUAAGAAAAAUAGAAAUGCCCAUCAGUGAGUUCAUAAAGACAAUGAAUUCUUGGAAGCAAGGGGAGGAAAGACUUUACAUGCAGCAGUCCUUAACUUCGGCAGUUGGUACAAAUAUAGUUCAAGAUUUUGUUAAUUUCAAUUGGAAAUGGAUAACUUUCAAACAGAAAUUGCAUAGAUGGGGAAAGCUAACAUCGAAUUUACUCUAUAUAUCUAUGGAAGGCAAUGUAACACCUUGUCAUUACGAUGAACAAGAAAAUUUUUUUGCACAAGUAUUGGGAUAUAAAAGAUGUAUAUUAUUUUCUCCAGAUCAAUUUCAGUGUAUGUAUCCCCAUCCUGUGCAUCAUCCUCAUGAUAGACAAAGCAUGGUAGACAUAGACAAACCUGACCUUGUUAGAUUCCCAAAAUUUGGAGAAGCUAAAGGAAUAGAAGCUGUAAUUGGCCCUGGGGAGGUUCUCUAUAUACCAAUUUAUUGGUGGCAUCAUGUUGAAUCUUUAAUGAGAAUGGGCCCUACUAUCACAGUCAACUUCUGGUAUAAGGCUGGACCCACCGUCAUUCAGUAUCCCCUCAAGGAUCAUCAGAAAGUGUCGAUCAUGAGGAAUAUAGAAAAAAUGGUUCUUGAAGUACUGAGAGAUCCUAAAGAAGUUGGACCUCUUUUGAAAAAUGUAGUAUUAGGACGAUUCGAAGAUUAAGCACAUUGUACUUUGGACUGGGACUCUCGGUUGCUAUGUUUUUAUUGUAUUAAUAUUUAUUUAUUUUAUUAAGUAACCUAAGAUUUUAUAUUCUAAAUUUUUCCUUGUAUUUUUACUUGCCAUUAUGUAGAUCUGUAAUUGUACAGCUGCUCUUUUAUAUCUGCAGUCAAAAAAAGUUAUUUUUGAUUCAAAUUUAGAGUUGUUCUCUGAAAGAAUAACGAAUAAAGUACAUAUUUUAGAUA